UGCUCUGUGUUUGCCGCCGGGCGAGGCGCGGGAGCCGCUGUGAUGUUCCGGCUUUGCGCGCAGCUGCUGAGUCGGGGAGUCGCUUCGCGGCCUUUGUGUACAUUGUCAAACCAGACAGGAUUUCUAGGCAACCCUGGUGUUUCAGCUAGUGUGACAGAUGCAGCUUCAUUAAAAGAAAAGUAUCCUGACACAGUCUCUAGUGAGCCCAUCCUGCGGAAAUGCAGCAUUGACAUCCCCAAACACCUUGCACCUGUUCAGGCCUGGGUAGAGUCCCUAAAGCAUUAUGACGCCAGGCACGUGGGCUUGACAGAUUUGCAUCCUGAUGUGUUUGCAGUAAUGCCCCGCAUUGAUAUUCUACACACAGUGGCCAUCUGGCAGAAGAACUUCAAGAGAAUUAGUUAUGCCAAGACAAAGACUCGCGCGGAGAUGCAUGGUGGCGGCAGAAAACCCUGGGCACAGAAGGGCAGCGGACGGGCCCGGCAUGGCAGUAUCCGGUCACCUUUGUGGCAUGGUGGUGGUGUUGCCUGUGGCCCUCGUGGUCCCACCAGCUACUACUACAUGAUCCCCAUGAAAAUGCGUGUCCUGGGACUCAAGGUGGCAUUGACAACCAAACUGGCACAGGAUAAUCUGCGUGUUGUAGACUCUCUAGAUAUGCCAACUUCUGACCCACAGUAUCUGAUGGACCUGGCUCGCUACAGACACUGGGGAGAAUCAGUGCUGAUUGUUGAUGUCAAUGACUUAUCUGAGAACAUCAAAGCUGCAACGAGAGGCCUUAAAACCAUCACAGUACUGCCAGCCGUAGGUCUCAAUGUGUACAGUAUGCUGAAGUAUGAGACCCUUGUGCUAACCCUGGAUACAAUUGCCUUCCUGGAAAAGAAGCUGCUGUGGCAUGACUUGCGAUACAGGCUGCUAUACCCUUUGCAGUUGCCCUAUAGCGACUUCCCAUAACCUUUAUGGCAAAUGUGGACUGAACAGCUGUGAGCUAGACACCUCUCACUCCUUGCAUCCUUGGAAGAGUUUUUCCCCACCUAACAUGAACAUUAAAGCUAACUUGUCUUCCCAA
Molecule: messenger RNA, 1063 nt
Organism: Lacerta agilis (Sand lizard)
Lineage: Eukaryota; Metazoa; Chordata; Lepidosauria; Squamata; Lacertidae
Gene: MRPL4
Product: mitochondrial ribosomal protein L4
Exons: 9
Coding region: 43-948 (301 amino acids)
Biological process (GO): translation
Cellular component (GO): ribosome
Molecular function (GO): structural constituent of ribosome
Source: RefSeq, a predicted model, not a curated record